GGAUUGGCUGCUUGAUAUCUGGGAACAUUAGAACGUCUGUUACUCGUUACCAGGAACAGACGGUUGAAAAUUUAAUUUAAAAUGUUAUUGAUAAUUAAUCACACGUGGUCAUAAAACCUUUAUGUGGGCUUCCAUUAAUUAAAAAUUAAAUUAAUAAGUGUAGUAAAAUUAUUUUUAAACAUUUUUACGUAAUAUCAUAUAAAUAUGGAAACAAUUGUUUCUUCCUUUCAUAGUUCGCAUUUCAAAAACCUUGAAGAAGUAAAAAACAAUCAUUACAUGAAUACCUGUUUUGAUAAUGACGAUGAAAAAGAAUUACCAGCUGCAGAAAAGUCUUUGUUACAAAAAAUAGUUCGGACAGGACUUAUUACAUCAAAAUAUGAUAUUGAAAUUCAAAGACGAAAUCCAAAUUCGCCUUUAUAUUCUGUUAAAUCAUUUGAACUUCUCAAACUGCAUCCAAAUUUGUUAAAAGGAGUUUAUGAAAUGGGAUACAAUGCACCUUCUAAAAUUCAAGAAACGGCACUGCCAUUACUUUUGGCUAAUCCUCCACAAAAUUUAAUUGCUCAGUCACAAUCUGGUACAGGAAAAACUGCUGCUUUUGUUUUAGCUAUGUUAAGUCGAGUGAACCCAGAUUUACAGUAUCCACAGGUAAUAUGUUUAUCUCCUACAUAUGAAUUAGCCAUUCAAACUGGUGAAGUUGCAGCUAGAAUGUCAACUUACUGUCCCAAUAUUAAGUUAAGAUAUGCUGUCCGGGGUGAAGAUGUUGUCAUGGGUUCAAAAUUAGAAGAACAAAUAAUCGUUGGUACUCCUGGUAAAGUUUUAGAUUGGGUCACAAAGUAUAAAUUUUUUGAUCCUAAGAAAAUUAAUGUAUUUGUUUUGGAUGAAGCUGAUAUUAUGGUGGAUACUCAAGGUCACCAAGAUCAGAGUUUCCGUAUAAGAAAACUAUUACCUAAUACAUGUCAAAUGAUGUUUUUCUCAGCUACCUAUGGUGAAGAUGUGAUGAGUUUUGCUAAUGCAAUUGCACCACUAUCUGUUAUUAUUAGAUUAAAAAGAGAAGAAGAAACCCUUGAUAAUAUUAGUCAAUAUUAUGUCACUUGUAGUACAAAAGAAGAUAAAUAUAAUGCGUUAGUAAAUAUUUAUGGCGGUAUUACCAUUGGACAGGCCAUGAUUUUUUGCCAUACAAAAAAAAUGGCGCUUUGGUUAGUUAAACAAAUGAGUGAACAAGGACAUGCAGUGUCAUUACUAUCUGGAGAACUCACUGUUCAACAAAGAAUAAGCGUUUUGGACAGAUUCCGUGAAGGCAAAGAAAAAGUACUAAUUACAACCAAUGUAAUGUCUAGAGGUAUUGAUAUUGAACAAGUGACAAUUGUUAUAAAUUUUGAUUUACCACUCACUGUAAGUCGACAACCAGAUUUUGAAACAUAUUUACAUAGAAUUGGCCGAACUGGGCGUUUUGGAAAAAAAGGUAUAGCAAUUAAUCUAAUAACUGGUGAAACAGAUUUGAGAUUACUAAGACUUAUAGAAGAGCAUUUUUCUAAAACAAUAAAAUGUUUAAACACUGAAAAUGUUGAUGACAUGGAAAAGCUUGGUGCAGAUGAAUAAUAGAAUAAAAAACUGAAUAUUUUUUUAUACUACUGAAAAAUUUUAAAGUUAAUUUGCAUUCUAAAUUUUAUAACCUGAGAAAAUAUUGUUAAUUUAUUAUUUUCUUUUAAUUUUCUUGAUGUUUAUAUUCUAGAGAUGAAUGUUACACACUUACUUGAUUUUUUUUUAACAAUUAAUGAAUAUUUCACAAUAUUGCAUUUAGGUAAUAUUAAAAUCAUAAUUCUUAGUGUUAUUUUUAUUUCAAACUAUGCUUAAUUAGUCUCUAGUAUUAAGUGAUACUUGUUAUGGAUUGUUUGUAACUCUGAU
Daktulosphaira vitifoliae (grape phylloxera) is the source of this 1905-nucleotide messenger RNA. Its product is annotated as DEAD-box helicase Dbp80-like. The coding region runs from base 205 to 1599 and encodes 464 amino acids. The record is from RefSeq and is a predicted model, not a curated record. Gene Ontology annotation, molecular function: RNA binding; ATP binding; RNA helicase activity. The transcript is spliced from 9 exons. Gene Ontology annotation, biological process: poly(A)+ mRNA export from nucleus. Lineage: Eukaryota; Metazoa; Arthropoda; Insecta; Hemiptera; Phylloxeridae. Gene Ontology annotation, cellular component: nucleus; cytoplasmic stress granule.